AUGCCUCCAUUACCGGAUAACACCUCGCACGAGAGCGAGAAACAUGAGGUUGAUCAUCGAGAGGUCCCGUCGGGGCCAGACAACGCAGAUCAAUCUCAGAAGGAUGAGGACAACACCUUCGAAGUCGACCAGGAUAGCCUUCCCCCAGGCUAUUUUACGAGCCCUUUCUUCAUAGGUACCAUGGCAGGUAUCGGGCUCGGCCUCAUGGCGGGAGUGGCUGGGUAUGGCUAUGCUGCUCCAAUCCUGACAAUAAUCAACAAUGACAUUGGUCCGGACGGCAACGUUGUCUGGGUUGCACUUACCUACACGCUCACCUCGGCCGUGACCCUUACCAUCAUUGGCAGAGUCACAGACAUCUUCGGCCGCCGAUGGGUCUUCGUCGGCGGCGCAGGUCUUGGGAUCAUCGGCUCCAUCGUGUGUGCCACGGCCCAGAGCAUCAACGCUCUCAUCGGCGGCACCACCAUCGUCGGCAUCGCAGCCGCCACGCAGCUCUCGUACUACUACGUCAUGGGUGAGCUCGUCCCCAUGAAGUACCGUCUGGCCGGCAAUGCCGCGUGCUACAUCUUCACCAUUCCCGGGUCUGGCAUUGCUCCCGUCAUAUCUCACGCCUUCCUUCAAAAUCACCCUGGCGUCGGCUGGAGGGGUUGCUAUUAUGUUCUGCUAGGAAUCAAUGUGGCCAGCUUCCUGUGUUGGUUCUUCUUCUACCAUCCGCCGACCUUCAAGAUGAAGCAUGGCGAGAACGCCAGCUUGUUGAAAUUCAUCAAGGACUUUGACUACAUAGGUACCACGCUGUACACCGGCGGCCUCUUGAUUUUAAUGAUGGGCCUCAAUUGGGGAGGGAACGUCUACGCAUGGAGUUCCCCAUAUGUCAUCGGCACAAUUGUCGCAGGCUGUGUCGGCCUUGUGGCCUUUGUCCUCUGGGAAUCUUUCGCCAAUCUCAAAGAGCCGCUGGUUCCGAUGCAUCUCUUCAAGAAUGGGCCCUGGAAUGCCGCCACCAUCCUCUCUGGCCUCGGCGCCAGCGUGUACUACGCCUUGGCCAUCGUCUGGCCCAACAUGAUCGCCAAGUUGUACACCGAUAUGGACGAGACAACGGCUUCCUGGUAUGCGUCGUUUGUUGGGCUGUUCAUCAUCCUUGGACAGAUAGUCGGUGGGUUUCUAGCGAAACCAAUCGGUUAUCUGAAGUGGCAGUGCGUCGUCAUGGUGUUCCUGAGUGGCAUCUUCUUCGGCUGUACAGCAACCAGCACGCCAGACAGCAAAGGACGUGCCGCAACAUUUGUUGCGCUCGGCACCUUCUUCAUCGGCUGGGCCGAGUCGUUAGCCAUCACCAUUGUCACAAUAUCAGCAUGGGACCAGGCCAACUUGGGCUCUGCUUCGGGGCUCGCAGGCUCCAUCCGCUUCUUCAUCAGCUGCAUUGCCUCUACGAUUUACAACGUCGUCCUCACCAACCGUCUCUCCGAGACGAUCCCCGCGCGCGUUCCACCGGCCAUAACAGAGGCCGGCCUGCCGUUAUCCAGUGUCCCUGCGUUCAUCACGGCACUCAGCACGGGGACGGGCUUCAACGACAUUCCUGGAAUCAGUGGUCAGAUCAUUGCUGCGGGAGUCUGGGCAAACAAGUUGGCAAACGCAGAUGCGUAUCGUACCAUCUUCUACGUGAGCAUCGCCUUCUCGGGCAUUGCGCUGAUAUGCGCUCUGCUGCUGCCCGACGUCGACCGUAUGUUGACUGGGAAGGUUGCCUCCACACUACACAGGGGUCGCAAGGAUGAGAAGAAACACGGGGGUCACAGGGUUUGA
Molecule: messenger RNA, 1791 nt
Organism: Clonostachys rhizophaga
Lineage: Eukaryota; Fungi; Ascomycota; Sordariomycetes; Hypocreales; Bionectriaceae
Source: the annotation of a GenBank genome assembly